Salvia miltiorrhiza (redroot sage) is the source of this 842-nucleotide messenger RNA. Its product is annotated as dirigent protein 23-like. Lineage: Eukaryota; Viridiplantae; Streptophyta; Magnoliopsida; Lamiales; Lamiaceae. The transcript has a single exon. The record is from RefSeq and is a predicted model, not a curated record. The coding region runs from base 194 to 760 and encodes 188 amino acids.
AGACCAAAACACAAAAAUUUCCAUAUUGUCUGCUUCUAUAUUUUUUUCCUCCCUCUGAAGAUUCUCCAAUAUCCCAACCAUCAUAGUAGUUUAACUGCUCCAUCAAAUAAAACCACAUUUCCAUGUGGCCCAAUAUACUUAUACAAAUCUCACCACCCAUCAAACACAAAAAAAAACUUUCCAAAAAAUAAAAAUGGCAACUCAAAAUCUAAUCCCACUUCUAAUCAUUCUCGUCUCUGCCAUUUUGGCUUGUGUUGAAGCUCAAACAAGCGAUCAACCCUCAUGGGCCAAGCGCAACGAAACCGAAAAAGAAGUGAUCACAACGCUCCAAUUCUACUUCCACGACGUCGUUAGCGGGCCCAACCCGACUGCGAUUAGGAUCGCCCAAGCCGCCUCGACCAACGCCUCCUCCUACCUCUUCGGGGCGCUCUGGAUGAUCGAUGACCCGUUGACCGUGGGGCCUGGCCCGUCUUCCAAGCUCAUCGGGCGGGCUCGGGGCCUCUAUGGGUCGGUCGGGCAGACCGACUGGGGGCUGAUCAUGGCCCUUAGCUAUGUGUUCACCGAUGGCAUAUACGAUGGUAGCUCGUUUAGCCUUCUAGGUUUCAACCCGGUCACGAAGUCGGGCCGGGAGAUGGCCGUGGUCGGAGGCACUGGGCUUUUCCGGCUGGCCCGGGGGUACGCCAUCGCGAAUACCUACCAGGCUAAUGCUAACGGGGAUGCUAUUGUUGGAUACAAUGUUACUAUUGUUACUUAUGUUUAAGAUUCGUUGAUGACAUGUUUUAUUGUAUUUGAUUAUCGUAAAUCUGGUUGUGAAUUCAAGAACAUUAAUUUUUGAUUUUUUA